GGAUAGUAGGACAAGAGCGGGCCCGAGGGCAGAGCUCCCACUUGUCAAUUGCCAUGGGCGACCAUGACCCAUCCAAACCCUAACCUCACGUUAACCCAUCAUCAUAUAGAGCGCCUGCCCGUGGUGUUCCAUUCUUUCACUGUACCAUCAGAAAUUUUUGGUUCAGUGCACACGGUGUUUACCAGUCUUUCCUUUUUUUUUUUGCUUUCGGGCGGCUCUGUAUACGCAGCAGUAGUUAUCAUCAGCUCCAAGUUCCAACACGUACUAGUUCGUACUUGCAGAGGUUUCAGAUUUACAGAGCCGCAAUUAGGUUAACUACGAAUUAUGCUGUAAGUUUACCCCGGGUGUUGAAGAAAUUCGUUUGUUGGUGUAUGAAAAAAAUAGCGAGGAGGAGGACGAGGACGAUCUUGUGCCAGGAGAGGAGGGGAGUGAGGAAUAGUAGUGAUUUUGUGAAAUCUGAGAAUCAGUCCUGGCAGCGGCCAAGUGGUGGGCGGGGAAUGUGUCGAUGGCGGGGAUGGAUCCAGGUGCCCCCUCAGCCUACGCUACUUCUCAGCUGCCCGGUUCCCUUCACCUCCACGCACCUUCAGACGACGAGAACAGCGGGAACAGCGGCCCGGGCAGGGGGCAGAAGAGGGGCCGCGAUGAGAAAAACAAUAGCAGCAGCAAUAACAACAAUGGAAAUGCAAAUGGAAAGGGCGAACAGAGUUUGGCCGUUCAGGAUGUCGGGGAAGGAGGGAGGCGUCCUAGGGGACGCCCACCAGGGUCCAAAAAUAAGCCUAAGCCACCCAUCAUUAUAACCCGGGACAGUGCGAAUGCACUGCGAGCUCAUGUACUGGAGAUUGCAAAUGGGUGUGAUGUGGGCGAAAGUGUUGCGACGUAUGCACGGCGAAGGCAGCGCGGGGUUUGUAUUCUGAGCGGCAGUGGAACUGUGACCAAUGUUACGCUAAGGCAACCGGCUGCCCCGGGUGCAAUUGUGACGCUCCAUGGAAGGUUUGAGAUUUUGUCCCUGUCGGGUGCUUUCAUGCCUCCUCCUGCGCCCCCUGGGGCAACUGGAUUGACAAUUUAUUUGGCUGGGGGGCAAGGACAGGUUGUGGGAGGGAAUGUUGUGGGUGCGCUUGUGGCUUCUGGCCCAGUUGUGCUUAUUGCGGCUUCUUUUAUGAAUGCUACUUAUGAGAGGCUUCCUUUGGAUGAGGAAGAGCCCAUGGCUUUGCAGAAUCCCGGUGGUGGAGGACCUGGUUCACAGCAUCAGCAGUUAACGGAUCCGUCCAAUAUGCCCAUCUAUAACCUACCGCCUAAUUUGCUCAAUGUUCAACUGCCUUCCGAUGCCUAUGCUUGGGCUCCUGCUAGGCCUCCUUAUUGACAUGACCAAUUUUGCAGCAGCAGCAGGAUGGCUUCUUCAACAGCUCUUUUCCUAACGGGUGAACGAGUUUGGUGAUAGGAUGCUAUCCUCCUUACUUAGAAGAUUGGUUUCUAGUUUCAACAAGGGUUUCACCGGCAGAGCUUUUGGUGGAGAUCUUUGAUGCAUUGCAUAAUUGGUGUUGGUGCAAUCUUUGAUGGAGUUUCAGGAUGUUGUUGGUGAUCAUGUUCGAGACUUGACAUUUGGAGAUCAUUGCUGAAGCGUGUAGACCUAUACUUGGUCCCGGUUGAUCUAGGUUAUGGACUGGCAUUAAUGUAACAUGUGGAUAGGACCCUUUGUUGUAUUUCUGGUAUAUCUUAUGUGUGGAUAUUAUUUGUUUUGGUCUAAGGCUGACAUGGUUUGUAAUUAUGUAAUAGGUUUAUUGUUUGGUGACCGACCUGAUUGUUUAUGGUCGAGAGUUUGUAUAAAUAAGAUGUAAGAUCUCAUUGUAGAUCAUCAUGGUUAUUGUAAGAGGUCAUGGUCAAGGAAUGUAAUGUGUGAAUAAUCUAAUAUCACUUUGGCAGAGGAGUUGUACGAUCAUUGGAGAUCAAAUUGGGUUUGUGUAAGAGGAUUUAGUACUUCGGUAUUGAGCUUAACCAGAGCUGUACUCUGGCAUAGGAGAUGCUAUCUUUUGUUGUUCAAUACUUCUCCAGAUUGUAGUCUAGAUUUGUAUGUAGUCAGUGAGGCUCCCUUUGUGAUGAGCAGUGUGCUCUAGGCUGCUGGCCUUCCUACAAGUGCAAGCCCCUUUAAUGUAAUUCACAUACUUACUGC
Cryptomeria japonica (Japanese cedar) is the source of this 2167-nucleotide messenger RNA. Its product is annotated as AT-hook motif nuclear-localized protein 23. Lineage: Eukaryota; Viridiplantae; Streptophyta; Pinopsida; Cupressales; Cupressaceae. The record is from RefSeq and is a predicted model, not a curated record. The transcript has 2 exons. Gene Ontology annotation, molecular function: DNA-binding transcription factor activity; minor groove of adenine-thymine-rich DNA binding. Gene Ontology annotation, cellular component: nucleus. The coding region runs from base 506 to 1360 and encodes 284 amino acids.